This is a messenger RNA of Nanorana parkeri, 503 nucleotides long. RefSeq names its product C-X-C motif chemokine ligand 12 (gene CXCL12). The coding region runs from base 49 to 318 and encodes 89 amino acids. Lineage: Eukaryota; Metazoa; Chordata; Amphibia; Anura; Dicroglossidae. Gene Ontology annotation, cellular component: extracellular region; external side of plasma membrane. Gene Ontology annotation, molecular function: CXCR chemokine receptor binding; chemokine activity. The record is from RefSeq and is a predicted model, not a curated record. Gene Ontology annotation, biological process: axon guidance; immune response; positive regulation of cell migration. The transcript has 3 exons.
UUUACCCUGACUCUUCAAGUGAGCAUAGCUCUGCUAUACAGCUGCAACAUGGACGUAAGGACCCUGACUCUUCUCAUCCUCCUGCUGGGGACAAUCUGCCUCUCUUAUGAGAAACCGGUCAGCUUGACUUACCGAUGUCCCUGCAGAUACUUUGAAAGCAACGUGGCCAAGAGCAACAUCAAACACCUGAAGAUCCUCUCCACCACCAACUGUUCACUGCAGAUUGUGGCUCGUCUUAAACACAAUGGGAAACAGAUUUGCUUGGACCCCAAGAUUAAAUGGAUCCAGGAGUUCCUGGAGAAAGCUAUGAACAAGUAAGCAGGAGACUGCAGAUAUACAGCUUCCACCGCGGCAUGAAAUGUGUUAAGACACAUAAUCCAUGGGCACCCAUACACCUGUAUCCCGGAAUCUUGUAAUGUAUCUUGUGCUGAGCCUUAUAGGACCCUCAUGCUGCCCAGUGCCUGAGGGUCCUCCUUCAAACUGCCGGAACAUCCUUAAUAAGC